Molecule: messenger RNA, 362 nt
Organism: Rubroshorea leprosula
Lineage: Eukaryota; Viridiplantae; Streptophyta; Magnoliopsida; Malvales; Dipterocarpaceae
Source: the annotation of a GenBank genome assembly
GGCAUGACUGCUACACCUAGCACCAAAAAUGGUUGCUGUGUGCAUAAGAAAUGGGAGACCAAAAAAGCAUGGCAGCUACUGGAUUAUCCGCUUUAGUAAUUAGAUUCUCUAAGGUAUUGCUUGGAUUGGAGGUGUCGGACGGAGAGGGAGGGGAAGGGAUGGGGACGGAUGGCAAGGGAGGGGGAGUGAGGGGGGCUGUCUCCUUCCUCCUGUUUGGGUUUCCAAAGAGGCAGAGGGGGAGGGAGAUGGACUGAUUCGGACUCCCUUCUACCACCCUCAAAUCUGCAGAUUUGCAAUCCGCCCGAUUUGAGGAGUUUGGGAGGGAUUUGCGUGACUGUUUAGAUUAAAUUAAAUGUAAUUAC